AUGUACACCUUGAUGGGCGGCGGUCUGCUCUGUGCAGUCUCUGGAUUGGUUCUCCUCAUAGUUGCCACAGCGACCGACUUUUGGAUGCAGUAUCGGUACUCAGGGAGUCUGAGUAACCAAGGUCUGUGGAGGUUCUGCGUGGUGGGGAAAUGCCAUGCCCAUACCAUCACGGUUGCAUUCUGGGAUGCCACACGAGCAUUCAUGCUACUGUCCAUCCUAUCCAGUUUUGCUGGUAUCAUCCUGGGUCUCACCGCGUUUUCCAGUGGGGCCAAGUCUGCUAGAACCCGCUCUGCAGGAGUCACGUUGCUGGUAGCAGGGUUCUUUGCUCUCCUGGCCUUGUCCGUAUACACAGGCGUGACAGUGAACUUCUUUGGGAAACGCUAUGCUGAUUGGAGAUUUUCCUGGUCGUAUAUUCUGGGCUGGAUUGGAAUCAUCCUCACCGUUUCGGCAGGAAUCUUUCAUCUCUGUGCCUACACUAGAAGCAGCCCUCAGGACGUGGGCAAUGUGUCCAGUGGAUGA
Messenger RNA from Nanorana parkeri, 519 nucleotides. Its product is annotated as lens fiber membrane intrinsic protein-like. NCBI's taxonomy places the organism in Eukaryota, Metazoa, Chordata, Amphibia, Anura, Dicroglossidae. Gene Ontology annotation, cellular component: plasma membrane. Bases 1 to 519 code for a protein of 172 amino acids. The record is from RefSeq and is a predicted model, not a curated record. Gene Ontology annotation, molecular function: structural constituent of eye lens. The transcript has 4 exons.